Molecule: messenger RNA, 384 nt
Organism: Balaenoptera ricei (Rice's whale)
Lineage: Eukaryota; Metazoa; Chordata; Mammalia; Artiodactyla; Balaenopteridae
Product: histone H2B type 1-A
Exons: 1
Coding region: 1-384 (127 amino acids)
Cellular component (GO): nucleosome
Molecular function (GO): structural constituent of chromatin; DNA binding; protein heterodimerization activity
Source: RefSeq, a predicted model, not a curated record
AUGCCAGAGUUGUCUUCAAGAAGUACUGCUGUUUCGAAGAAAGGGUUUAAGAGAGCUGUUACGAAAACUCAAAGUAAAGAAGGAAAGAAGCGCAGAAGAUGCAGAAAAGAGAGUUAUUCGGUUUACAUCUAUAAAGUGUUGAAACAAGUGCAUCCGGAAACCGGUAUCUCCUCGAAAGCCAUGAGUAUCAUGAAUUGUUUCGUAUCUGAUAUCUUUGAGCGUAUUUCAAGCGAGGCGUCCCGCUUGGCCCAUUACAGUAAGCAAUCGACUAUCACAUCCAGGGAGAUUCAAACGGCCGUCCGCCUGUUGCUGCCAGGAGAGCUGGCUAAGCACGCUGUGUCUGAAGGCACCAAGGCUGUUACGAAGUACACCAGCUCCAAGUAA